ACUCUAGCAAUCCCACCAUCAUGUCCACUGUGCUUGCCACUACCGUGCCCCGGAAGACGGCAGCUCGUUUGCCAAAGCCUGCCGCGCGAUACUGGAAAGGAAAGGCCCCGAAGGGUGCAGGCGAGCCACCAUCAGACUCCGACGCAGAGGAGGAAGAGGAGGAAGAGCAGCUCGAGGAGGGAGAUGAGGCCGUAGAGGACAUUGGGGAGGAAGGCCUUGAGGUACGACAGCAAGCUCCGAAGGUCCCGGGUAGGGGUAUCAAUGUCACAUUGAGGGAUGUCAACAUCUCGAAGGAGGGAAAGGUUAUUGUCGCGGGCAGGGAAGAGGUUGGACGCACGGAAGCGGAGCUCGAGGAGUCCGAAGAGGAGGAGGAGGAGAAGGAGGAAGAGGAGGAGGAGGAGGCCAAGCCUGGCGAGGAAGAGUCUAGCGAAUACGAGACCGAAUCCGAGUCUGAGGAGGAGCCGCCGAAACCUCAGUUUAGACCUGUAUUCAUCCCAAAACGCGCUCGUGUGACCGUUGCCGAGAAGGAAGCUCUGGCACAGGACACGGAGGAAGCCGUCAAGCGGAAGGAAGAAGAAGCCGAAGAGCGACGGAAACAGAGUCACAACAUGGUUGCAGAAAGCAUUAAACGGGAACUACAAGAAAAGGAGAAAGAGGCGGAGGUCCCUGAUGUUGAUGACAUUGACGGCCUGGAACCUGAGGGCGAGUUUGAAGCAUGGCGACUGCGCGAGCUAGCUCGUAUCAAGCGUGAUAAAGAGGAGUCUGUCCGCAGAGAGCUCGAGCGCGAAGAGAUUGAACGCCGAAGAGCCUUGCCAGAGGAGCAAAGACUUAAGGAGGACCUCGAGCACGCUGAGAAGAGUAGAAAAGAGAAGCCAAAGGGACAGCAAAAGUUCCUCCAGAAGUAUUGGCAUAAGGGUGCAUUCCACCAGGAUGAAGAGAUUCUCGAGAGGCAUGACUUCACGGAAGCUACUGAGUCUACGGUAGACAUCUCGCUGUUGCCGAAGGUCAUGCAAGUCAAGAAUUUCGGAAAACGCGGACGCACCAAGUACACACAUUUGUUGGACCAGGAUACAAGUGUUACCACUGGCGGUAUCAGUGGCGCCGGUUCGGCACGACCGAGCGGCAAGCCUGACAUUGUGUGCUUCCAGUGCGGGGGCCCGCAUGUCAAGAAAGACUGCCCGCAGAACACUGGCCCGCUUAAGGUUGGCACGGGCGCAAACAGCACCGUGCCCGGCGAGCGCAAGUGGGGGCCGCGUAACGAUCGCGAAGAUCGCAGGGACUCGUGGCGCGACCGCGACCGCGACGACGGGUACCGCCGACCACGCGACGGCCAUGACGACGACCGCGACAGGCGGCGGGCCGAGCGGCAUGACCGACACGAUGAUCGAGUUCGGCGCAGAGACCACGAUGACCGCCGAGACGAUCAUGAUCGCUGGCGCGAGAAAAGCGACAGCUACGGCUCGCGACGGAGAAGUCAGUCGCCCCGGAGAGAGACGUGGCGAGACGAAAAUUCACGGCGGGAUAAGCACCGGCCGAGAGACAGCUCUGUCGAACACGACCGUGAGGAGAAGCGGCGGAGAAUUGACUAAGCUAACUUCAUGUACCUGUACGUUUUCGCGCGGUUAUGUUUGGUUCGUUGUCUCACGGCUCGCUACACUCACUGGCACCACUGAGAUGAUUGAGACAUACCCUGCUUGGCGUGAAACGCUCAACAACGACGGAAAUGCCGUUUGUGUUGUGGGCGCUAUUCACUCCGCGUUGAAGCUGUGGCCAUUAUUCAGGCUUUGUUUCCCGCGUUUAAACC
This is a messenger RNA of Phanerochaete carnosa HHB-10118-sp, 1804 nucleotides long. RefSeq lists its product as uncharacterized. Gene Ontology annotation, molecular function: RNA binding. The coding region runs from base 21 to 1589 and encodes 522 amino acids. The record is from RefSeq and is a predicted model, not a curated record. Lineage: Eukaryota; Fungi; Basidiomycota; Agaricomycetes; Polyporales; Phanerochaetaceae. Gene Ontology annotation, cellular component: U2-type spliceosomal complex. The transcript has 7 exons. Gene Ontology annotation, biological process: mRNA splicing, via spliceosome.